Molecule: messenger RNA, 2471 nt
Organism: Monascus purpureus
Lineage: Eukaryota; Fungi; Ascomycota; Eurotiomycetes; Eurotiales; Aspergillaceae
Source: the annotation of a GenBank genome assembly
CGAAACUCUUACGUUCUUCCAAAAGGAUGCUUUGAAUCUCCUUGAAAUGAGAGGACUUCGGUCACUGUCAAGACCAUACUUGCGCCGCCCAUGGAGUGUCAAUAGCUCGCAAAAUGGUUCGCUUCACGAGGCCUGAUACCAGUAUGGCGGAACCAAUUGGACGAAGAUUGGAGUCUUUUCGACAGAGCUUCGAAGCGACCUGCGAUGACUUGGGAUUGGCGCGAACAUUAGAUUCGCUAAGCAAAUUUGAAGAUCAAGACCUUCGAAACGUGGCCCUGGAUCUCAUAUCGGCGUUGCGAGCAUUUCCAGACAUGCGAAAACUUCCGUCCCCAAAUGGUCGAAGAAAUCUACUAGAUGAUCUCUCAAGCCUCAAUUAUGUCAUCAGCUCGGACGCGUUCGAUAUCGAUAAUUUUAUCCCGUUGCUGAAAGCGAUAUGGAACAAAGAAACAGACGAAAUCGUCUGGGAUAGAGUAUACACAGUCCUUAUCGAAGCAACGCCUCCUCCAAAGCCCGCACCUAUUCCCGAUCAGACACCACACUCGCAUACAACCGGCAGUUUUGUUAAUUCGUCGGAACAACGAAAGUACACUGAUGCUGUACUGAGGCAAGAACUGGGGUCCAUAUAUAUUGGCGUCCCUGGUUUUUUUGACGCCUUUUUUCAUAAUGUUGAUGGACUGGAGGAAACAGCGGGAAUCAUUUUGCAGAGAUGUAAACAUGGAGAUGAUGCGUUAUACAAUGACAAGACUGGCUGGCGAGAUUGGCCCAAGAACGCCCAGGAGAAGGAUGUUUUGAAGUGGUUUAUUAGGAUGUUCAGUCAGGUGCAGAAGCUUGCAUCUGAUUGCAUGCCUGACAUGAAGCCUCGGACCGUCCUAGCCCAGCCUUCACAGCCACUGCAAGGAUCAGUCGCUAAACGGAAGUUAGAUGUCGCUAUUGCAAAGGACGACGGGGGCACAGAUAGGACAUUGUCUCAUUGGUCACAUGUCCUCGUCCCAGGUGAGCUGAAGAGCAGCCCAGAACUCGACACUGUCUCAAAUACGUGGCGUGACCUGGGUAGAUAUGUGAGAGAGGUUUUCAGCGCCCAAGAUACGCGCCGCUUUGUGCUGGGUUUUACGUUAUGUGGUCCUAUCAUGAGAAUCUGGGAAUUUGACCGCAUAGGAGCAAUAGCCUCUCCCCAGUUCGAUAUCAAUAAGGACCCACGGCAGCUUAUUUCGACGCUUCUGGGAUUCCUCAUGAUGAACGAUGAGCAACUGGGCUUUGACCCAAGCAUUAUGUGGUCGCCAGACGGAGAGAAGUUCAUUCAAAUCCUUCGCAACGACCGGCCGGAGCGUUUGAUCCUUGACAAACUUAUGAAACCAUCAUCCUGCGUGGCUGGAAGGGCGACUACGUGCUGGAAAGCCCAUGUAGACGACAUUGUCAAGACUCCUAUUGUUAUAAAGGACUCGUGGCAAUAUCCGGAGCGCGAAGAAGAAGGCGAGAUAUUGCAAGACAUUGGAAAACAGGAGGUUGUGAACGUUGCAAGGUACUAUCAUCAUCAAACCGUCCAUGUACAGGGCAAAGUCGAUGAUGUCCGGAAUAAUGUCCGCAAAGGCCUUGACGUGACGAAGGCAUCCAAUUGGCGCCAGGCGCGCUCGCAAGCGACCGAUCACAGGGACCUCGCGAAACGAGGCGGUAUGAGAAGGACUAGCAAUCUUGGUCAGAAGAGGUCUUCAAGCUGUACAGAUCAAUACUUACCGCCGAGCAAGAGAAGUUGCUCAAGCUCCCCGGUCCGUCGCAAUGAUCUCUCGCUCCAGAAUCGCGUCCACCGUCGCGUUUGUGUACGUGAUUACGGCAAAUCAAUAUAUAAGGCCAGUUCUCGUGCGGCCCUUUUGAAUGCUCUGGAAGCGUGCGUCGAAGGUUAUGAGUCCCUUCACACUAAAGCAGGGAUUCUCCAAGCAGAUAUAUCAACUGGGAACUUGUUGAUCAAUGAGGACGAGGACAAUCAUUCCUGGCCAGCGUUUCUUAUCGAUUUGGACCUUGCCAUCAAAGAAGAUAGGGAACGGGCUUCUGGCGCGAGAGGUAAGACGGGAACUAGAGCAUUCAUGGCCAUAGGACUUUUGCUGGGAGAGAAGCACUCAUUCUGGCAUGAUCUGGAGUCAUUCUUCUGGGUAUUGUUCUGGAUUUGCAUCCAUUACGAUGGUCCUGGCAAAUUCAUCGGACCUACAGACUUUGACUGCUGGAAUUAUGACGAGGACCAGAAACUAGCCAAUUCAAAACGAGGAAUAGUCGCCGACGAGGUGGACUUCGAUAACAUCAUGGACAGGUAUUUUACGCCCUACUAUCGGCCUUUAACGCCAUAUGUGAAUAAGCUACGACGGGUCAUCUUUCCUGGAGGCGCGAGAAGAAAGAGUGGAGACAGGGGACUCUACAGUCAGAUGAGAGAUAUUCUUCACAUUGCAUCCAAGGACCCAGCUGUGCUUGGAAUCCAUGAUUGA